Messenger RNA from Linum tenue, 2217 nucleotides. The record is from the annotation of a GenBank genome assembly. Lineage: Eukaryota; Viridiplantae; Streptophyta; Magnoliopsida; Malpighiales; Linaceae.
CUUGCAUAUUGGGUCAAAAGCUUUGCCUGCAAUUUCCCUUUCGUCAGUCUGGCGGCAUUUCUACAUUGGACUGCUCGCUCGCUGGCUGGCUCAAUGGAACUUUUUACUACUGCAUCGGAUUCUGAGACUGCACUCGGCAUUUACUAUCAGCGUGCCCCGAUUCCCAGGAAGAAAUCCCAAGCGGAGAGCAGGCUCUGCUCCUCAGUUUCUUCCUCACCGGCAAAACCCCAAGGGGGUUUAACGAAUCCCCACAGCUUUCAUUCAAAGUGAAGUUCUUCAAUCUGGAUAUGCAAGAGAGGAAGAGAAGUUGUUCCGGUUUAGCGAUCAAGAGCUGUUGUUGCAGAUGGGUUCUGUGUUUUCGAGUUUGUUGAUGUUCUAGGAGCCCCUCAUUCUUCAUGGAGACUGCUUUGAGCAAAUGGGUGUUGGCAUUUACUAUCUCCUGGUGGAUGAUCUUCUUUGUUGGGCACUCUUUGGAAGGACUUCCUGGUGAUGCCAAAGUUAAAGGAGUGAAUUUGGGUGGCUGGUUGGUUGUGGAAGGUUGGAUUAAGCCUUCUCUGUUUGAUGGCAUUCCCAAUGGAGACAUGCUUGAUGGUACAGAAGUUCAAUUCAAGUCGGUGACAUUGCAGAGAUAUAUCUCCGCAGAGAAUGGUGGUGGCAUGGGUGUCUCUGUUGGUAAAGAUUCUCCAUCCGCCUGGGAAACUUUCAGGUUAUGGAGGCUUUCGGCAUCAGAAUUUCAGCUCCGCACUUCGCAAGGGCAGUUACUAGCAUGUGAUGGUCAAGGGUGUACUGUAACUGCAACUGCAAAUUCAUCUUCAGAUGGGGAAACUUUUCAUAUCGAAAGGAACAACAAUGACAGAGUUCACCUGAAACUUUCCAGUGGAGCCUAUUUGCAGGCUACAAUUGGAAAUCAGCUCACGGCAGACUAUCCAGGAACACCGGGAUGGGACGAUAAUGCAGCCACAUUUGAAAUGACAAUCGUCUCCAACAACCUGCAUGGAGAUUACCAGCUUGCUAACGGAUAUGGUCAUGAUCAAGCCAAACAGGUUCUUAAGAAGCACAGGGACACUUUCAUUACGGUUGAAGAUUUCAAAUUCUUAUAUAGACACGGGAUAAAUGCAGUAAGGAUACCUGUUGGCUGGUGGAUUGCUUCUGAUCCUGAUCCUCCAGCCCCAUUUAUUGGGGGUUCAUUGGAAGCUCUAGAUAAUGCUUUCACAUGGGCUCAGUUGGGAGCCUAUGAUAUCAGAUGCAUAAUUGACCUUCAUGCAGCUCCUGGUUCACAAAACGGUUUUGAACAUAGUUCUAGUAAAGACGGUACAGUUGGGUGGCCUACUUCUCAGGACUACAUCUCCCAAACACUUGAUGUUAUAGACUUCCUAGCUUCAAGAUACGGAGACCACCCUUCCUUACUGGGGCUCGAACUUCUGAAUGAGCCUUCAGCUGCCUCGGUUCCCUUGGACAUCUUAGUGCCAUACUACUCACAAGGUUACCAGAUUGUUCGAAAACAAUCGCCUUCUGCUUACGUCAUUGUUUGCCAGAGAAUUGGCAAUGCCGAUCCGCUUGAACUAUACCAAGCUAACAUAGGAUCUCACAACUUAGUAGUGGAUUUGCAUUACUACAACCUUUUCGACUUGUUCUUCGUCAAUAUGAGUGCUUCUGACAACAUAGAGUUUAUAUUCAAGAGUCGAGAGACCCAAUUAGCAGCCCUGAAUGGUGCAAAUGGUCCACUUGUUUUCAUUGGGGAAUGGGUGAAUGAGUGGAACGUGACGAGUGGAUCUCAGGCAGAGUAUCAGAACUUUGGAAAGGCUCAACUUGAGGUUUAUAACGCAGCUUCAUUUGGAUGGGCUUACUGGACGCUUAAGAAUGACAGGAAGCACUGGGAUUUCGAGUGGAACGUCCGGAACAAUUACCUUCAACUUGGUGAUUCUCCAGGAAAGCAGAAUUUUGACGCUUUAGUAUUCCAUGGACUGGUCUCUGCCAUGCUGUUUCUCCAUGCUAUUUUAUGAUGGAUCGACAAUAGUGGCAAGAAGACUCGAGAGUGAGAACGAUACUGAUUUUGUACUGCGUUUUUCUUCAACUCUUCGUUCAAAAGCAUUUCUUCUGUUGGUUCCUGCAGAUUGCAAGACAAAUAAUCUGUUAAGAGUGACCAGUUUUCCUGCGUACUGAAUAUGCCCAGUAACACCUUGAAGUGGAGAAAAAAGAAGAAGAAAUAAGUCUGGU